This is a messenger RNA of Capronia epimyces CBS 606.96, 510 nucleotides long. RefSeq lists its product as uncharacterized. The transcript has a single exon. The record is from RefSeq and is a predicted model, not a curated record. The coding region runs from base 1 to 510 and encodes 169 amino acids. Lineage: Eukaryota; Fungi; Ascomycota; Eurotiomycetes; Chaetothyriales; Herpotrichiellaceae.
AUGGCAGCACUUCGACCCCCCUACACCCUCGAGACCGCACGCAAGAAGGUCAAGUUCGCCCAGAACAUGUGGAACACCUGCAAUCCGGAACAGGUGUCCAAGGGGUACACGGUCGACUGCGUCUGGCGCAACCGUGGCUUCUUCUUCCAAGGCACGGAGAAGAUCAUCGAGUUUCUAACCAAAAAGUGGGAAAAGGAAAAGAACUAUCGCCUGCGCAAGGAACUGUUCGCCUUCACCGACGACAAGAUCGCCGUGCAGUUCUGGUAUGAGUACCAGGACAGCCACGACGGCAUGAAGUGGAAGAGAUGCUAUGGCCUCGAAGACUGGACCUUUGAUCGGGAAUCUGGCAAGAUGAGGAAGAGGCAGAUGAGCGCCAACGACAUCGUGCUCGGCAGAAAUGGUGAUGGCGUCGCGGUGCCGGAGGAAGGCAUCGAGGGACGCUGGUAUGUCGAUGGCGUGGAUGUCGACGAUCAGACUGUCACGGAAAAGCUCACCGACACACAUUACUGA